AUGCCCCUCAGCCCUGUCCGGCCCCUCAGCCCUGUCCGGCCCCUCAGGCCGGUCCCAUCCCACAGCCACGUCCCUCAGCCCGGCUCCUCAGCCUUGUCCGGUCCCUCAGCCAGGUCCCCUGUCUCCCAUCCCUCAGCCCAGUCUCUCAGCCCCGUCCGCCAUUCCUCAGCCCUGUGCCUUGUCCUUCAGCACUGUCCCUCAGCCCUGUCCCCCUGUCCCUCAGUACUGCCCUUCAGCACUGAUCCCCGUCCCUCAGCCCUUUCCCUCAGCCUUGUCCCCUGUUCCUCAGCCCUGUCCUCCGUCCCUCAGCCCGGUCUCUCAGCCCUGUCCCUCAGCCCUGUUCCCCGUCCCUCAGUCCAGUCUCUCAGGCCUGUCCCCUGUCCCUCAGCCCGGUUUCUCAACCCUGUCCGCCAUCCCUCAGCCCUGUCCGCAUCCCUCGGCAUUGUCCCUCAGCCCUGUCCCUCAGCCCUGUGCGUCAUCCCUCGGCACUGUCCCUCAGCCCUGUCCGCCAUCCCUCGGCAUUGUCCCUCAGCCCUGUCCCCCGUCCCUCAGCCCGACCCCCGGUCCCUCAGCCCUAUCCCCCAUCCCUCAGUCCGGCCCCGGCCCCCCGAGGGUCAGACCCGGCCCGCGGGGUCGCCCCGCCCAGCGCGCACGGGCCAGGCCCUCAGGCGCCACCUGGCGACGCUGGGGCGACCCGUCCCUCAUGAGGGGCGGCCGUGCCCGGUGACAGCGAUGGAUAAAGCGGGCGGCAAAUGGGGGUCCCGAGCAUCGCAGAGCGUGUCCGGGCCUUCCCGAGGGACGGGGAAAGGCCAGAAGGGGGUCUGA
Molecule: messenger RNA, 825 nt
Organism: Zonotrichia leucophrys gambelii
Lineage: Eukaryota; Metazoa; Chordata; Aves; Passeriformes; Passerellidae
Exons: 1
Coding region: 1-825 (274 amino acids)
Source: RefSeq, a predicted model, not a curated record